GGUCUCCUAAGCAUCAACCACCCAACAACCAUCCAUCCAGACCGACUUCUGAGUUGAAGAGGUACCUCCAGGAGGUCUUGAUCUCAGGGUUCCUGCCUGUCCCCUCCUCAUGCCUCUUUGAGGAUUGCACCGCCCUCCUUCCCAAGUCUGUGUUGGUGCUGAUGUCGGCGUUGGGGUGUGUGUGCUGCCUCACUCUUUGCUACGCUGAGUAUCAAGCUCUGGAGGAUAAUCUUGUGCCCUUCACGUUUGAAGACUCUACCCUAACUCUCUUGUUGCCGGAUGAACCUUGGCAUCAACGACUCAGCAUAACUUGUAGCUGAUGCCCGCUGGCCUGUUUACAAAACCACAUACUCGUUGAUUUGAUCUUCCUUCUUUCUGCCUCGGAUCCAUGUAUUUAGAACGAUCAUCCAGAAUUCGAACCUAUUCGGCAUGGCAGGCCAAGCCUUAGCACUCCUCAGCAUCCUGCUGCUUUGCACCCUCGGCAGAGCUCAGAAAGACAACGGCGGCAGUUGCGACUGCUUUAAAACGAAUGGCUCCACCGGGGCAUAUUUCAGUUACCACCGCUUCUUCGACUACCGGAACGUCCCUUACUCACUCACUUCAAACCCGAAGGUCCUAACGAGCGCUUCAGACUCGAGUAAUGCCCCGAACACAAGUGCCUUCUUCUCUAGAACUUCAUGGACAGCAGAUUGGGCUGCAGCGACUUGGGAUAACAGCGAUAGCAUCAACACGCCAAAUUCUGACGCAACCGUAUUCAUGAUCAACUCGCCAAACAAUGUUUACAUAGAGUCCAGCAUCGAUGAGAAUCCUGCCUAUAACACCUACCUCACUCUCCGAACAGUGCGGACGGCAGACUUCCAGUCCGCAGCCGAAAUCGACACCACAGCCCUCAACUACCACUACCUAUCCGCGCGUUACCUCGCGCGUACGGUCGGCGAUGCCGGUGGCUGUGGAGGCAUCUUCACAUGGCGGUGUCCCUCCGGCUCCUGCUCUGCAUCCUCGUCCGACGUCGAAGAAGCCGACAUUGAGAUCCUGACCGCGGGUCCGCAAACCAAGAUCCAGCUCACUAACCAACCUUCCGAGUCUGCAUCAGGUCAUUCCGUACCCGAAGCGACAAUCAAUGCCACGCUCCCCAAUGACUUGGAGUGGAGUGCAUGGAACGAGUACCGUUACGACUGGUUGCCCAACCUGAGCACCUGGUACGUGAAUGGAGUGAGCGUGGGAAGCAUCAGUUUCCAAGCGCCUAAGAAUCCCGCAGGCCUGAUUCUGAAUAUGUGGAGUAAUGGCGGGAGCUGGACGGGGAAUAUGAGUGUUGGCGAUUCAUCGUACUUGCAGAUACAGUGGAUUGAGAUUGCUUAUAACACAUCGGGUCCGGUAAAGGGCUCGAAGAUGGUGCGUGACGGACUUAAGUUACUGGGGCGGGUGGCGGAACCUGUCACUUCUCAGGUAAGCGAGCAACGAAGUCCCCACGGAGACUUUCAUCCUUCUGCUUCUCGGCCGCACGAUCGCGGAUGGCUGUUAUCCCGUGGCUCGGGCUGCCGUGUUGUCUGCAGCGUUGACACCAAUGUGACGUCGACGGGGACGCCCGUAGAGGUGAGCAUGGCGGGACGCGGGAAAGAGUGGCAAGCUACACGGCCACUAAUAGUUGUGUCAGUGUUGUUGGGUUUUUGGUUUAUGUCGUGAAAUCGUAACAAUAAACUAUCUAAGAAUAACGUUUAUACCUUGUCAUACCUAGUCCUUACUUGAUAGACUAAGAUUGAUAAAUGGGCUUCAUCGGGUUGUUAUUACAUACGAAGAGAAUAAAUUACAACAUAGGACGGGGGGAGGUUAUAAGGAGAAGUACCUAGGUAGCUCGUUGUGGACAGAAAAACUCCAAAUUUUCAAUAUUCCUAAUCAAAGAAGGUCG
Hyaloscypha bicolor E is the source of this 1906-nucleotide messenger RNA. RefSeq names its product glycoside hydrolase family 16 protein. Gene Ontology annotation, biological process: carbohydrate metabolic process. Lineage: Eukaryota; Fungi; Ascomycota; Leotiomycetes; Helotiales; Hyaloscyphaceae. Gene Ontology annotation, molecular function: hydrolase activity, hydrolyzing O-glycosyl compounds. The coding region runs from base 430 to 1683 and encodes 417 amino acids. The transcript has 2 exons. The record is from RefSeq and is a predicted model, not a curated record.